Molecule: messenger RNA, 8406 nt
Organism: Trichoderma breve
Lineage: Eukaryota; Fungi; Ascomycota; Sordariomycetes; Hypocreales; Hypocreaceae
Product: mitochondrial protein from FMP27 domain-containing protein
Exons: 8
Coding region: 1-8406 (2801 amino acids)
Source: RefSeq, a predicted model, not a curated record
AUGGCGCUUCUCAGUCCGACCUUCGCCCUCGGUGUCUUUGUCCUCCUCUAUCUCUCCUCCUUCGUCCUCUUCGCCGUUCUUCGAAUCGUCACCGGCAUAUCGAUCCAGCGGAUAGGCUACUUCUCCCUCAGGCGCCUUGCGUACUCACCUAGAGAUGGAAUCAGGAUCGAGAUUCGCGGCCUGGGGCUCAACAUUCAUCGUCCGACUUUUGCGCAACCCACGUGGCUGAGCAUUGUUCUCAGCGACCUGACCGUUACCGCCGAUAUUAAGAAGCUCGAAGAGCGGAAGCCUGCCACGGACGAGACGCCACAAAAUCAAGCCAAAGCUAGAGCCGAGACUGAGACGUGGUCGCGCCUCCAAAAGCUCAAAGAGAAAGUGAAAAAGUUGCACCACAGCGUGAAAUGGCUGCGCUUGGUGGAUGUCGUUGUGACUAACUCGGUCAUUAACGUGGUCGAUGUGGGCAGCCUUCAGGUUGGAAGCUUGACGCUUGCCGUGGAUACGAGACACAAAAUGGCCGAUCGAGCUCGAUUCUUCUUCCACCGAUCCGACUCUUCAAAGGAACACGCCGAGGCCGAAUGGAUAUUGACCGUCCGGAGUGUCUUUUUCGCAGUGGAUGGCAAGGAAUCCCUCCAGAUUCUCGACCAUGCAUUGCUAAAUGUGCACGGAUAUCUCUAUCCGACACAGGAGGGCCUCCGGGAUGCGACUGUUGCCUUGAAGCUCGGCAGAGUCCAGAUUCCGUACGACGAGUUGCACCACUGUGCAACCAAGUUCAAGCUGUCUCGCAAGAAGCCAAAGGUUGCCAACUUGGAUGACCCCGUCGACAUCUUUGUUAGUAAAGUGCAAGAUGGAACCGCUAGCAGUGCAAAUGAGCACUUGAUGAAAACUGUUUCAGACUCGAAGGAGUUCUUCAGCUCCAUCUUGCGAGGCAUCAAAGAAAUUCAGUUUGCCGUUAGCUUUGUCGGCCUCGUCAAAAAGGUUGAGUCUGUCAACCCUUGUGCGAAACCCGUCCAUCUCACUGCUUCCAUGAAGGAAGUUGGCAUCGACCUGCAUCGCCUAGAUCCAAAGUCACCAGCACAUCGCAUGUACUUCCCGUCCACAGACAUUGCCCACGAAGCGUUGGUGGCCGCUCUCUCCAUUUCUGUCGGCAUGGACGAUGGCCUCGGUAAACCGCAGCGAAUUGUGUACAUUCCCAUGGCUACCACGACGGUCAGAACCACCUUGCCUUCCAAGACCAUCCAGCUAUCUCAGGUGGAUGACUUUGAGGACAAGAAUGCGAAUAUUCUGUUCGCCAACUCUGUGGUCACCUCCCCAUCUAUCGAUCUUGAUCCAAGACACCUGCCUCUCUUGAUAGCAAUGAUGCGGUCUAGACCAAAGCCUCCAAAGACGGAACAAAGGCAGCAGCAGAAAUAUCUCUUUUCCCGACUGCUUCCCAAGGCGAGUAUUAAGUUUACUAUGCACGAGCCUGUUCUCCGCAUCAAGCUCAAGCCUCUCGGCAAGACAGAGGACCCAGAUGAUUACGGUCUCAUCAUUUCAUCAAUCUCAUCUGUUGCUCUUGACGUUGAAUCAUCUCAUUCACCGCUUGAAGACUUGCACUAUUCUCUGGAUGGAGCAAUGCGGCUGCAAUCCCACCACCUAUACUACCAAGCUGUGUCUGGCGAGAGGUUCGACUUGAUAACAACCGAGUCUUUCGACCUGAAAGUCCACUUGGCAGCCAACCCCGAAGUUUCUGUCGAUGCCACGAGCAACAUCCAAUCGUUCUCAGUCAGCAUGGUGCGGCCGGAAAUCACAGAUGGCGUUCGUCAGAUUGUACGCCAGCUACGCACCGAUGUUGAGCCAACAAAGCGAGCCAAGCCCAAGUCAAGAAGGCAUCCCAACUUCCUGAGAUCGGUCCCCGAAUGGCUUUUCCGUUAUCAAAUCGCGGCGAAUGAUGUCAACAUUGAGAUUGCCGGUGUAGAUGAACAAAUUUCCGAUGAUAGUAAAGGCAUAUCUCUGCACCUUGACGGCAUGUCGGCGGAGUAUCGUGCUCAAAGACUGGACGGCUUGCAGAGACGGAUGCUCAGGAGACGAACUCACAGCCGAUCCCUCACUCAGUCAGACUCUGAUUUCGCAUCUACAAGUCCGACAAGGUCGAGAAAGAAGCCCCAGAAUAUCGGCGAUGGUCGUCGUCUGGUGUUCAAUGCCAGAGGUAUUGAGGCUCAAAUCAUCGAAACCGCUGAGCAGCUUGAGCUUGAGCCUUUCAUCAACGUGCCGCGUCUUGAAUUUUCACUCUCUGCUUCAAGCGAUAAUCAUGGCCCGUUGUUUCACAUUCAAUCCUCGAUUCGUUCCAUCAUGGUUCAGUAUUCACUCUACCGACACUAUGCCGUGGGUGUUGCUAUGAAGACUGUGAGACAGGCCUUCAUGAGAACCAGUGGUGACGCGCCAAGAGCUUCACAGCAAGGUACACCAAAGUCGGAUCUUCUAGUCCCUCCUACCACCUCUGGAUUUUCUCCUGCAGAUUCGGCUUCCACAAUCACAGACUCCGUAGUCGUUGACGUGAAAGUUGCUCUGAUUCAGGUGAAGGCGGAGAUGCCACAUGACCCAAUGAUAAUGCUUCACAUCUAUAGUGUGGAUGCUGGACGUCAGAGAUGGUCCACGCCGUAUUUGUCGUCCAAGCUAAUACGCUUGUACGUUGCAUCUCCACGUAUGCGCAAUAUAUGGUCGCGAAUGGUUAGCAUAAAAAAUGGACGCCUUGACUUGCGAGAGUCCAAGCACAAGUCGAACCAAGGAGACACUAAGGAAGAGAAGCUCAUCGACGUCUCUACUGAGGCGAUUCGGAUCGGUAUUCCGCACGAGGUCAUUGUUCACCGUAUUACCGAUAACAUUAUCAACGUGAUUAAAGCGGUGCAGCAGCUGCAGCAUCGCUUCAAAACGGGCACAAACGAGUACAUCCUAGAGAAGAAGCCCGAAGGACCCAAAUCCGUCCCGAAAAUAUCCAUUCGAUCGCGAAAUUUCCUUUUCGAGAUGGAGGAUGGCGCAUUCGAAUGGAAAUUGGGCAUGAUCUACCGGGCAGGGCGUAUGGAACAGAUACAGAGGGCUACCAGAGAAGAGGCAUUCCGCAUCAAGCUAAAUCGGGUGCGGGAAGAAGAACUGAAGCGGGGGAAUAAUGGCAAGAAUCGUUCUCGAUCUGCUUUCCCACGUGGAAGGACAGAAAAUUCCUCAUCUGCGUGGUUCCGUAGCCGAAGCUCCGAUGCAACGAAGCAAGACGAACGCAGUCGCGAGGGUCGACCCAGCGCCAUGCCGAGAUAUAACCCUGAAAACGAGACCCUGGGCAUCAACGGAAAUGCAAAAGUUUCAGUGGAGGAGGCACGCCUCCAUUUGGACAUGUUCAAUGCUCAGUCAUGGAAAAAGAGGAUUGAUCGGGCUUAUCAGGUAUCUCGAGAUGGUGUCAAGGAGCUGCGCGGUCUAUUCUGGGGACAGAACGAGAUGCCGAGCGACGUUGAAGAGACGGAAAACAUCUUGGAGGUCGCCCCCAGACCGGCGUUGAUGGCCACUUACAUUUCCAACCUCCACAUUGCCGUUGACAAGCCAACGUUCCCCCUUGAGGAUCUCCCUGACUUCAUUUACAAGGUCGGCAAAGGUAUGCCCAAAGAUAUGCAAUACAGCCUCUUGGUGCCGAUGCAUAUCUCCAUCGAUAUGGGUGAAGCACGCUGCUCGCUACGCGACUACCCCCUGCCGCUGCUACACAUCCCGGGGCUGAAAGCUGGACAGUCUUCUAGGCUGCAAGCUGUCUCUUUGAGAACGAACUUUGUCUUGGCCGAAGAGUUUAGAGGACUGGAGUCUUCACGACGAGUUCCAGUGAAUAUUAUUCCUCCCAAGAGCUCGGAUCCGGGUGCAUCUAAAGAGGGAUGCUUUGCGAUUGAAGUGAGGCGGACCAUUGGCCCUGUCAAAUCUUUCUCGGAUGUCUACAUGGAUAUCAACACAUCUCUUCCCACAAGGAUUACAUGGGGUCCCUGCUACCAACCGGCAAUUCAGGAUAUGAUGAUGGUCGUUGAAUCAUUUACCAAGCCGCAGAUUGAUCCGUCUGAACGGGUUGGGUUCUGGGAUAAGCUUCGACUUAAUUUCCAUUCGCGCAUCCAUGUUGCCUGGAAAGAAGACGGCGAUAUGCAUUUUGCCAUGAAGGGCACACGCGACCCAUAUCAGGUAACUGGACAUGGCGCAGGCUUCAUCAUGUGCUGGCGAAACGACAUUAAAUGGAAUAUUAAUGCAGAGGAUAACCCCAAAAAGUUCAUGACGGUGGAUAGCGGCGAGUACAUUCUUGCCAUUCCAGACUACAGCAUGCAGUUUAAGAAAGUCGUCAUGAAGCUGUCCGGAAGAGUACAAUGGCUCGCUGGUCUCGUAUUUGAGCGCGCAAUCGAGGAUGGCAGACGAAGUUUUGACUUCAAACCUCAUUAUGAGGUUGUUCUCAAGAACCCACUCUUUGCUAAGCCUGAUGAGAACGGAUGCCCUUAUGAUGCCAUGCGCGGGUUCAGGAGUCGUCACAUUCACUUGUCAAUUGCGGUACGCGCACCGGCUGAUCGCGAAUGGAUGUCACAGAGCCUUGAGCCUUCGCGGAGUUACAACACGAUCCAUCUUACUCCUCGCUUUUUCACGCACUUCUUCGCUUGGUGGGGACUCUUCAGCGGACCCAUGUCGCUUCCUAUUCGGCAGGGUAGCCUAUUCCCUGGGAGAGAAAAGAAUAGCAAGAAAUUCGGGAGGCACUUGGCGACUGUCAAGUAUAAUCUCCUGUUUGCUCCGCUGUUCCUGAGUCACAUUUACAAGCACAAAGAUGCCGAGGACUACUCUGAAAACGCCGUCUCUGCCACUGGCCUGAAAGUUCGGUUCGACAGCUUCAUGCUUGAUCUUCAUCAGCGCCGAGAAGAGUUCGAUACCAUUGCCAAGACCAAGAAUUCGCCUAGUCGAAUCACGGGAAUCAAGCUCCAUGCAGCACACUUGGAUUUGGCCUGCGCAGAUAUUCGAGCCGUCUCUGCCAGUUUGUAUGGUACCACGACAGAAGCCAUCAAGAAAGGAUCAAUUUCACAUCUCACCCUCGAUCAGGACGAGAAGCCGGAUGUAUCUCGCUUUACGAUUCCCGACGGAGACUACAGCUGGAUUGAUAUGGACGAUUUCGUCGAGCUAGAUUGGAUUCUGCCCACCGAAGCUCAUCCGGAGACCAAGAUUUUGCCUCUUGCCUAUAUCCCUCGAUUAACUUACUUCCGUCAGACCGACAUUGGAGGUAUUAUUGCUGGAGACCCAACGAGAACAAGCCCAUUUGGAAACGAGCCGACACACUUUUGUACCAUGAGUGAAGAAAAUGAUCCAAAGAGUGUACAGGCACAUCUAAUCAAAGAGCGUCUGGCUCAACUCGAUGAACAGAUCCGAGCACACAUCCGACAUGUGGGUGAGGCCGAAUUGAAAGUGAUACGCACCGAUUCCAAAGACCACGAGAUUCUGGAAGACUUUGAUACCCUUCGCCAGCAUUCUAAUGUACUUCGGGACAAGAGAGCAUUCCUUGAAACUAUGCUGGAGCGAAUGAAUAACGGAGUAUCGACUAAUGGCCAUGCAUCAAGCGGAGCGGCGAGCACACAUCGAUCCGAAGGAUCCGUGGACUCCCCGAGUGAUCACAUGGACAUGCCCUCGAUACCCUCCAAUGCUGAGUUUGAAAGCGAAUUUGAGAACCGCUUCGUGAUUCACAAUAUGCAGCUGAAGUGGAACAACCUGUUGCGUAACAUUGUGCUGCGAUAUGUCCACCAGAACGAGCAGACAAAGGCUAGGAUGGGGAAAGCCAUGAAUUCAGAGCCGGCAUCAGCUGCCAACGGGACUCCCACGUCUCCAGAUACUCCGUCUCACGAAAAGGACGCUGCAACAGAUCUCGAAGACCGAAUCAAAGAUUUGGAGAGCGGUAUAUCAGAUGAGUUCAACCCGCAAUGCAGUUAUCAUGUGCGGCUUAUCGCGCCGCAAAUUCAGCUGCAGAGUGAAAAGAACAAGAAGCACGUUGUUUUGGUUACCUCAAAAGGAAUGGAACUAAAAGUGGUGGAAGUCAUGGACAAGUCGCGAAUUUCGGACCAAGUCAGCGGCCUUGUUCAACGCCGAUUCUUGGUCAACAUGGACAGCACUCAGUUCUUCGUCACGCAUCAGAAAUGGUUCCUCACCAACAUGGUAUCCAUGUAUGCGGGCAGCAAGUAUGGAACGCCCACGGGUUCCUCGUGGCCACCAUGGGUACCUAUGGAGGUCAUGUUUGACUUCCGCACCGACCCAUUCGGCUUCAAGCGUGUUGUGCAGAAAACUUCAGCCAUGCUUCGGUAUGACAAGUACAACAAUCUCCGUCUCAAGUAUAACGACGAGGUCAAUAGUGAAAACACAGACGAAACCACCGAAGAACCCACGGAGAAACGUUAUUACGCGGUGUAUGUCAUCGUGCUUGAUCUGCUCAUGUACAGCGAGCCCCUCGAAAAGACGAGGAAUGAGCGCUUGGAGAAGAUUAUCCUCGGGUCUGACUUUAGUGACCUGAGUGGUAUUCCAGAAAUGGUGAUGAAACUGCAGGACCGCAUCAGGCAGAUGGAAGAAAUCAAGUCGCAUUUCCAGAUUUACUCCCUGCAUUUGGACAAGAAAGGAUGGGAAGAUCGCUUGGCCCUGGAGCGUGACCUGGCAGCCUCCGAGGAUGAGCUUUUCUUCAUGAUGAAAGCCAUCAUGAGUUCACAGAGAAGACUCGAAAAGAACAAUACACGCUCUGACGCACUGUUGAAAUGGAGCAUCUCCGUGAGAGAUAUUGUCUGGCACCUCAUGCAGGAUUCGAACGAGCCGCUGGUUGAGCUUCAACUUAAGAAUUUAGAGUACGACCGCACCGAUCAUUCGGAUGGCUCCCACAUGAAUCUGGUUCGUGUUGGAAAGUUGCUUGGCCUGAACCUUUUGCCGGACGCAACAUACCCGGAGAUAAUAACUCCAUAUCACGAAGGCGAGAGGCCAGGUACUCGAUAUGGCGACGGCGAUUCUGACAUGAUUCGGGUCUACUGGUACAUGUUAGAGGCCAUAGCAGGUAUCCCCGUUAUGGACCAGUUCGAGAUAGAGCUAUUUCCUAUCAAGAUCCAGCUGGAACGUGAAGUCGGCAAACGUCUUUUCGAAUACAUCUUCCCUGUUCGGCGCGAUUCAAACGAGGCGGAUGAAGAAGGAAACGAGUCUCCCAAGAGCACAAUCAGCAGGACGGGCACCUCACGAACACUGGGCAAGAAGUCUUCGAUUGAGUCUAUGCGACCGUUGACGGCGACUCCACGACCUGGCGUUAUUGGUCGGUCUUCAACUGGAUUCUCGUCCAGAGACAGCCGGGAUUCGGAUUCAAAGAAGUCGACACGUUUCGGCUUACGAAGCAGGCAUAACACUGAGGACAAGCAAAUGUCUGAUGAUCUCACCAAGAUGAUUGAGCGAGCCAACAACUACAUAACGUUUGCGCAUAUCAAGAUACCCUCUGUUGUGCUGUGUCUCAGCUACAAGGGCAAAGACCAACGCAACUUUGAAGACGUUCACAACUUUGUGUUCCGCCUUCCUCUCAUUGAGUGGCAGAACAAGACUUGGUCAAACUUGGAUCUCGCUUUGGCGCUGAAAAAGGCCGUUGUGAGAGCUCUCAUUUCUCAUACAGGUGCCAUUAUUGGAAACAAGUUCUCAAAGCACAAGCCCAAUGCGGAGCAGCGUAAUAGGCUAAGAGAACUUGCGAGCAGCUCUGCUCUUAUUUCACCAAUGUCCUCUAGCCUGUCUCAGAAUUACACGCCCAGCAUACACGACAGCGAUGACUCGGCAAGUAUGUACGGUACGUCCCCGAUAGACUACUCACGCUCGCCUCCACGAUCUACUCGCAGCAGCAUUCGCAGUGGCAUUCCGGCUCCGCGAUCUGCAAGUCGCAGCAGUAGCAUUACUAGCAGCAGGUCUCAUUUGACAACCGGCUCUGCUCAAAAUAUCCCCCAGGUCCCAUCGUACCUGACAAUGACGCCCCCAACGCCAGUAGACGCUACUAGCAGAGGUGAUGGCCACAGCAGCCUAGCCAUUGAGCUUCUCAGGCCGUCUUCCAGCCAGGGAUUAGGAUCGCACCGCCAUGCUAUGAGGACCUUGUCAGGCGGCAGUGAAUCAAGGCCCUCUACCAGCGCUGGACAUCUCGACAAAAAGAAUCCUGGUCCCACCAGUGUCAGCAGCGGAGGGUUUGGUCUGAGGGACAAGCUUACUGCUCUCACGCAGAGGAUGAGCCACCGAGAACAACCUGCUGUAGUGCAGACUGACGAGCCUGAGGAAAUGAACGAGGAAGAAGCUGCUGCUUCUCCAACAAUGGCAGAACACAUGCAUCAUGAAGCACUGAGAAAUAAGAGGCUAAGUUGGUCUCAGUCACGAUCCAAGACGACUGGUUGA